CGGAGAAGUAGCGAUCAGUGAUCGGUUGCAUUUAAUGAUUGUAUGAACGGUGCAUCAUUACGAUUGGUUUGAUCUUGAGUUCAUAUCAAUCUCAUUCGGUGACAUCAAGUUCAUUGCAUUUUUUUUUAUUCGUUGACAAUUCGGCAUAUUUAUUUGUGAGAUUUUGAUGAAGAUAGGAGCUGUUUAUUCAUUUUGCUUUGCUCGAAAUAUCAUUUUCUUAGAAUGUGUCGUUAGUUCAGUGCGAGUUCCGUUGCCAUAGACAUUAAUCUUGGAACAAAAUAAAAUAAAACUCUUGCUGUUUGUUUGGAUUAUACUCAUUUUAUAAAAGUGACCAAUUAAAUUUAAAUCGAUUAAUCGAAGAAACGUACAUGAAUAUAUUGAUAGACUUUAUAAAGUGGCAACAAAACGAGGAUAAAGUGAACAAAGCAACAAUGUCACAAACUAUGCGAAAAAUGAGCUAUUCGUGUGUGAGGCAUCUACUAAUCUUCAUGGUAAUCAUAAACGUUAUGGAUUUGUUUUGUGCUGGAUCGCCUCCUCCAAAAGAUGCCGGAAACAUAGUUUUCCCCGAUGAAAUUCAUUACACUUCGACGCCGCAGUCCAAAGUUUCUGAUAGAUUGAGUGCCGGUCAAGAAAAUGCGUCGCGUCGAUUUAUUGCUGAUGUGAGCCGAUGUGCGGUCAACAACCAAACAUACUGCACAAAAGAUGAUAACUAUCCGUUAGCGCUGAUUCAAUCGCUGCUACAGAAACAUCCAUACGAAUAUGCACACGUAUUCAGUAGUGAUGAGCACCCGCCCCAAGACGAUAUAAUUAACCGAGACGGUAGUUUUGAUGAAAUCGAAUUGUGUGAUAUAAACAAAGGUGUUAUCACACCGACUAGCGCUAAAAAUAAAGACGGAGUCGAAGUUUACAUAUUCAACACUGAUAGCCAUAAGCAAUAUGUUCGCGUUUCGACGUGUCGAAGCAAAGGCCGAACGUGCAAAUUGAUUGUGAGUGUACCGAUUGGCUAUCGCACCGAAUGCACACAACAAUUUGUCUAUCACGAUCUACUCAGUUUGUCACCAGAUGGUAGUGGAGUCAAAGACACCUUCCCAUUCCCUGCGUGUUGCAGUUGCCAGGUUUACAGGGAUUAAUUAUAUAGAAUAAUUGAGUAUUAUCAUGAAAUGAGAUUCAGUUUUUCUAACAAUAAAUUCUAUCGACAAAAGGAAACAAA
This is a messenger RNA of Sitodiplosis mosellana (orange wheat blossom midge), 1210 nucleotides long. Its product is annotated as neurotrophin 1-like. Gene Ontology annotation, molecular function: Toll binding; growth factor activity. The record is from RefSeq and is a predicted model, not a curated record. Gene Ontology annotation, biological process: central nervous system formation; innate immune response; regulation of Toll signaling pathway. The transcript has 2 exons. Bases 369 to 1130 code for a protein of 253 amino acids. Gene Ontology annotation, cellular component: extracellular region. NCBI's taxonomy places the organism in Eukaryota, Metazoa, Arthropoda, Insecta, Diptera, Cecidomyiidae.